Molecule: messenger RNA, 2505 nt
Organism: Zootermopsis nevadensis
Lineage: Eukaryota; Metazoa; Arthropoda; Insecta; Blattodea; Termopsidae
Source: RefSeq, a predicted model, not a curated record
AAGUGAAGUCCUAGAGAGGACCGUCGUUUCGUUUCAAAUUUGUGUAGAAAUUGCUGGGUUUUUCUCCCUAGAUCUGUACCGCGUUCACAUACAGCCCUAACGUGAAUGUCGACACGUAGAAGUUCAAAAGUUCGUGGCACUUUUAUGCAGUUCAGCGAUCAAUAACACUUUUCUCCGUACACGCCUCUUUCACUACCGGUGUGUUACAACUUCGGGAAUUUACGUACACGUACGAGAACUCAGUCUGCGUGUUCAGGAGCCCAAAAGAAGGGGCAAUAGUUUGUGGCGGCGAAGAUACUUUGCUGCAAGGCUAACACGACGGCUGUAGCAAAGAGAUUAAACUCGAGGAUCGAAGAAGUACUAUAGAUGCCAGACUUACUUUCGAGGGGCCUUGGAGUUUGUUGUGUUUGCGAGAAGACAAACAAAAUGUUCCAGUUAAUCGGUUCACGGUGCCUUCCUUCUCAACACGGCGUGGCGCGUCGACAGGUUACCAGUGGAGGUGACGACCGCCAGAUAUGGAGGAUGCCGCAUUGCUGUUGUCAUGGUAACCGUGACGUCGCGUUUGGCAACCAAUCGAGUUUCGCUCUGAGGCCACUGUUUCGGAAAGCAGGCGCGCGGCGGCCCGUGGCUUCAUAGGCUGGGGUAUGACACCGCGUCGGGUUGUGGGGCGAGCGUACGCCGUGCAACAUCCGGGCGAAGUAGAAUCGUACGUAGCUCCAGCGGCAAUGGUGGACUUUUUGAACUCUGCACCCAAAGAUGGGAACGACGGUCAUCUCCGACACAUCAUGGGGAAGACUCAAGGUAUUCUCAGAUCAAGAUUUUUAUCUGUGAUUGAGGGCAGCAAUGAUCUCAUCACAGGGCUGUCAUCCAAAUUAGAGUCUGCACUCAGCCUCAGCACAGACUCCGCUUCACAGGACAGCGCAGUACCAACAAGUAAUGUAGAGCUGGACCAUUGCAGUCAAGCGGCCCCUGAAGUCUUUACUCGGAAACUGUGGUUCCCGCAGUUUGGCUCGGGACUCUCUUUUGAAGACUACACUGCUAUUGCGAGGCAUAAAAAGGAGAAGGAACUUUCAAAGGAAGAUAUAUUUGGGUCAAGAAAUGGUGGAAACGGACUAAAAGUAGAUGACGCAAAACCCAGAGAAGAUCAUUCAUGUGCGUCAAGUGAAAGCAAUAAUGAUAUUUCAAGCAAGUUCAACCAGACAGUCGAAUUGAGGGCGACAGGUCCUGACCCUUACGAUAAACUUCGAUAUAAGUCAGAGGCUCCGAGCAGUGGCUCGGCGAGCGACGGAGAUGGGUACGGUCCUAGCACAAGUCUUGACUUAUCUGAUCAUGAUGGAAAGAAAUACUGGGUCAGAUCUGGAUCGGAGGGCUCAGUCCAGUCAUGGGCAUCGAGUUUAAGUUUUGACAGUCUGUCCGAUGAGAUGACGGCAGAAGCAGUGGAGUUCAUGAGGAAGUUUGUUGGAGAUAUGUUCAAAGACAGCUCAGCUAUACCAUUGGAUCAGAAAUCUAAAUUUGGGCAGCUUGUUCAGCAUGAGGCUGGCAGACUGUGGUUUGCAAGGUUUGUGAAUGCUCAACGUGUCCAGAACAAGAAGGUUGAUGAAUCAACAUUCUACAGUCUUGUGCAGUAUUUUGCCAUUGUAUUAUUUGAAUGUGCUGAUGCCGAUGACUUCUCACCCGCUAAGUCUCUCAUGAACAUGUGCUUCACGUUCUACCAUGAAGUGGAUGUGCCAGGCUGUGAGCCCUAUAAGGAGUACUUGUACACGUACCUGAAAGACCAAACAAUUUGGCAAAGUCUGCGAUUCUGGAAUGCAGCUUUCUUCGAUGCACUGCAGUGUGAACGGGUUCACAGACCUGUUGUAACACGUGAGGACAUUCAGCAUAAUAGCCUAGAGGCCAUCACCGAUGAGAAGCAAUAUCAAGAAAACAUUACCUUUGGUCAAUUAGGGACAUUCACAUGCAACAUGCAUGCAUUUGGUCUCAGCAAGGAACUUUGUGCAGAGUUUCUCAGGAAGCAGUGCGUCAUUGCCAGUUUAAGAGAAGAUCAAGAAAAAAUGUUGAAAGACAACAUAGAACGGAUGUACAGAGAGACAGAUCCUUGGCGAUAACUUGUGGUUGUCCGCCGUUAGUGAAUGGAAGGCAUAAACUGGAAGGUACAUUAUCCGAUGAUAGAGGUUAUUUAUUAUUUUAAUAUUCAAACAUAUGGUGGCUUUAAUUAUGAUUGGGCAUUUCAUAACUGAUUUUUUUUAGUCUUCCAAUAUGUAAUGUAUAGAAUGUAUAGAAAUGUUAUAUAAGAGAUUGGUUCCUAGCUAAAUUCUAUGUAUAAGUACUUUAUACAAAAGUGUUUCCUACAUUUAUAUGCUUACGGUACUUCAUGUAGUCCAGUGGUCCCCAACCUUUUUCUGUGCCUACGGGCACAUUUGAGAGUUUAUGAGAUCGUAGUGGGCACCAACCAGUUAACAAAGCCAAAUUUUCUUUUCUCUGGACAAAUAAGAUAUGGGCACCAAA